Drosophila takahashii is the source of this 2441-nucleotide messenger RNA. RefSeq names its product methuselah-like 10 (gene mthl10). NCBI's taxonomy places the organism in Eukaryota, Metazoa, Arthropoda, Insecta, Diptera, Drosophilidae. The record is from RefSeq and is a predicted model, not a curated record. Gene Ontology annotation, cellular component: membrane. Gene Ontology annotation, molecular function: G protein-coupled receptor activity. Gene Ontology annotation, biological process: cell surface receptor signaling pathway; G protein-coupled receptor signaling pathway.
ACGAAUGUCAAUGUUAAUUAACUCGUAAGCUAGCGUGUGAUUUUGCCGGUGUCUAAAAAACCGAACUACUAUCAUAACCGGUUCGCGUGUGUUCGAGUGCUAACACCCACUUCUCAGGGAAUUCCCCAUUCCCCAUAUGAUAUUGUGAAAAAGAGACGCGUUUUAUCAACUCAUUUUAUGGAUAUGAGGAUCUGUUGAUUUCUUGAGAAACGUUUAUGUGGUUACCUGCCUUGAGCCGCAGACUCUUCCCAGUUAAAAUUUGCAUAAGUAAACCUGAUAAAAAGCAAACACACAACUCGUAACGCAAGUCGAAUUUAAAACCGAAACCAUGUUUCGUUGAAGCGCUUUUUGCAAGGCGACAAAAAGCCCAUAAACCCCAAAAGACUCUCAUCACAGAGGUUCGACGGUUUUUGUUUACCCCAUCUUUCUAUACGUGGUCAGUGUUUUUUAGUUACUGAUGUACUGAAGUUCCCAACUAAUCUAUAACUAGAAAGUGAGCGAACUAAAACAACAACAGCAACAGGAAAAACUUUGUUGAUCAGCAAACAACUUUAAGUUGCUCACAUCAUUCAUCACCUGAAGUGUCUAAAACCUCCAUCAUGUCUAAGAAGAUCCAGCAUCGAGGUGGAUCCCUGUACUGUGGAGUCACUCUGCUGGGAAUCCUGUGCCUAGUGGUCUUCCGACUGAUUCCUGGAAUCCCUUUCGGCGCUUACGUAAUGGCCGAGAGGGAUCACUAUCACACCAUAGAUGAUCCCAAUGUGCCGUGCAAUUUCUACGACACGGUCAACUUGACGGGUCACAUGAAAUUCGCGAACGGAAGCUACGACUACUAUGGCACUAUAGUGCCCGCCGACAUGAUCGGAACGUACGACUAUAUCCACAGAUCGCUAACGGAGCGAAUUGAGGUGCCGCAGCACGUGCGAGGAUGUGUCUGCAAGCUGAAGUCCUGUUUGAACAUCUGCUGCCCGUGGAAGCAUGUCUUCAGUUCCAAGACAGAUGGAUGCAUCUUGGACCACAUGGACAAUCGCACUUGGCCAGAUCCGCCGAUGCUCAAUGUGACGUUCCGCAACCAAAGUGAGCUAUUGGUCAACAUGUUCCAUCAGUUUGCGAUCCAGAGUUUUCGUCCCUGCCCCAAGAUGUUCUCGCUGCAGCCGGACAUCAACUACUGGGAUAACUAUGCGAUUUUCGAGAACGGCUCCAUGUUGCGAGUUGAUGAUGGUCUGAUUAUCCGGAAGAAUGAGUUCUGCCUGGUGCCGGCCUAUGUCAACGAAUCGGACCUCUUCUACACAAUUCGGCCGGCCAACUGCGAGAUGCAGGACGACCGGGGCACAGUGAAGCUUAUUAAUGCCUAUGCCAUGCUCUUCUCCAUCCCCUUCAUGAUGCUGACCAUAGCAGUUUACCUAUUGAUUCCCGAGCUCCGCAACCAGCAUGGCAAGAGUUUGGUCUGCUAUUUGGUGGGCCUGUCCGUCGGCUACACUGCACUGUGCUACGUUCAACUGUACAAAAUCGAUGCUACGAGCACAGAGUGCGUGGUUCUCGGAUACACGGCGUAUUACUUCUUCAUGGGUGCCUACCUGUGGCUGAGUGUCAUUAGCUUUGACUUGUGGCACAAUUUCCGAGGUACCAGAGGAAUCAACAGGUUCCAGGAGAACAGGCGCUUCCUCUUCUAUUCGCUGUAUGCUUGGGGAAUUGCCGUUGCCUUCUUGGCCUUCACCUAUACCGCUCAGGAAUUAACCCAUUGGCCACCAUAUCUAAAGCCGGGAAUUGGCGAUGGAACAUAUUGCUGGCUGGAUAUGACCAACUGGUCGGCCAUGAUCUAUUUCUACGGUCCCAUUAUGGCGAUCGUGGUGGCGAAUACUAUUAUGUUUAUAAUGACGGCGAUCAAGAUUCACGGUGUGCAGCGGGAGAUGGCCAGGAUAAUUGCCAGUGAGAACAGCACCAAGAAUCUGCGCACCGAGAAGGACAAAUUUGGCCUGUUUCUGCGUCUCUUCCUCAUCAUGGGCAUCACCUGGUUAUCAGAACUCGUCUCGUUCUUCGUGGGCAGCGAUAAGGAGUGGUCGAAGCUCUUCUACAUCUCGGAUCUGGCCAACGCCAUGCAGGGCUUCCUCAUCUUUAUGCUGUUCGUGAUGAAGAAGAAGGUCAAGCACUUGAUCACAAACAGAACGAUACGGGUGCGAAGUCUGCGGCAGACUGAGAGCGUUACGAUGGGCCCGACUUCGUUCUCCAUGCGACAGCGUUUCAUGGACGCCUCCAACCAGAUCCGCAAGCUGGUGGUGAUCCGCAACGCCUUCGCCAAUGGCUCCACAAGCGGCAUUCACUCCCACGAAGUCUGAAUUGAUCCAGUCGAUUGCAAUGCUCGAGUGUUCGCGAUGGCAGUAAUCAACGUCAGAGUCAGUACUCCACGAAGACCACGUCGAGCAGCGUGGCCAAUCUGUCGCUGC